Messenger RNA from Cuscuta campestris, 1099 nucleotides. Lineage: Eukaryota; Viridiplantae; Streptophyta; Magnoliopsida; Solanales; Convolvulaceae. The record is from the annotation of a GenBank genome assembly.
CGAAACUACAAACGUGAAUUUCAAAUAUAUAUACAUAAUCUAGCGUUAGAUGUGCAAGUUCUGACCUCGAUUAAUUGACGAAUUAAACAAAUCAAAUUCUCAAAGAAGAUGUCGGCCAACUCGGCAGCAGACCAGCGGCUACCCAGGGGCCUCCGGCUCGUGGCAGCAGUCCGCUCCUCCGGCGAACAGCGGCGGCACGACGGAGCAGCGGUGAUUAAAAGACCACUUCGUGCAGCUCUGUUCCGUUCCCCAGCGGCCACGGACAACGGAUGGUGGAGCAGGAAUGUCAACUGUCUGAUUCCCGAUGGAGUCCCGGCGACUCCUUGUCUAGUAUCGCGCAUGCGAAGGAGGAGCAUGGAGCAGAGGAUUAUCGGUAGUAUCAUGGACUUCGGAUUCAUCAUCGUGGGUUCCUCCAGCAACGGAAUGAGUUCCGAAGCUCUGGUAGAAAUUAAACUACUUCGGCUCCAUGGUUGUGCCGUCCUCACUGCUGCCCUUUGGGUCAAGUGUGGGGGCCGCCACCAUGACCUCCUUCUCGAUGCCGAGCUUGUUCUUCGGGCGAACGACAGCAACGACCCCCUCGUGGCGAUGGUGAACCAAGCAUGGUACCAUAAUAACUAUCACACCAUCAACUACAUCCUCAAGGGGUUGGCCGAGAUGUUGUACCUCGUCUAUGCCGCUGCAAAGCUUGCAAAGGAGCUUUGGAGUAACUUGAACAAAAAAUAUCAAGUUGAAGAUGCCGGCACGAAGAAGUUCAUCGUCGGGAAGAUGCUGGACUACAAGAUGGUUGAUAGCAAAUCUGUUGUCGCCUAGGCUGAGGAGCUUAGGGUAAUCUUCAAUUAAUGCAAUGAAGAGAAAGUAGCCGUCAGCGAGGACUGUCAAGUGGCGGCCAUCAUUUACAAACUUCCACGCUCUUGGAAAGUUUCCAAGCCGGUCUCAAGCUCAAAAGAACAGAGCUAAAUCUGGAGCAACUGCUCACGCGGUUGAGGAUCCGAGAGGAAGGGCUUGCCAGAAGAGGUGGAGCGGCAAAGGUGAAUGUGGUUGAACAUCCUUUGGGCUCUUCACAUGGCGGGAAGGACAAAAAGAAAAUAGAUCCUAAAGG